AUGCCCGGUGACGAUCUGGGAGGAGAGACGUUCAUUCCGCAAACCAUAGAGCAUAUUGGAAAGAGCCACACAUGCGGGAUGGGAAGGAACUCAGACAUGGAUGCCGGGUUCAAAUUUGUCGAUUCGCAGAGGCAAAAGAUUAUCCUGCGAACCUGCGACAAGGACAAAGAAGCUCUAUCCACGCUGGAACGCGACAAAAGACUCAGCACCAUCGACGAACUGGAGGAGUUUCUUCCCAACAGAGAGCCAAGCAUGUUUAUUCAAAAUUUCCUUGACAGAAAAAGUGAUUUUAACAGCAUAGGCAUGGGAGGGUAUGAGAUACGCUAUCCGGACAGUAGGAGUCUGGAUAGAAAGAUGAAAAAAACUUCGCUUAUUGGUGGCAAUCAUAGCAAAAUUGUGGUGGAGCAAAGGAAAAGUGAGUAUUACGAGUUGAAAGCCAAGCUCCAGGGCACACCUGACUACCUACAGGUGCUGGAGGAGCAGACUGCGUUGAGCAAAAUGUAA
This is a messenger RNA of Knipowitschia caucasica, 504 nucleotides long. The record is from the annotation of a GenBank genome assembly. NCBI's taxonomy places the organism in Eukaryota, Metazoa, Chordata, Actinopteri, Gobiiformes, Gobiidae.